Molecule: messenger RNA, 2957 nt
Organism: Solea solea (common sole)
Lineage: Eukaryota; Metazoa; Chordata; Actinopteri; Pleuronectiformes; Soleidae
Product: ras GTPase-activating protein-binding protein 1-like
Exons: 15
Coding region: 359-2101 (580 amino acids)
Cellular component (GO): cytosol; ribonucleoprotein complex
Molecular function (GO): mRNA binding
Source: RefSeq, a predicted model, not a curated record
GAGUUUGACAUCAAAGACCAAACGUCUUUCAUGUUUUUGCCACGACGUGAACAUUAGACAACAUUAGUGAGCGUCAGUGGACACAAGAGGACGACGAGAACGAGGACGACAGUGUGUUAGAGACGCUUUUUUAACAACUUUUGUCAUGUGACCUGGAGAAAUGGGACUGAGAACUUUAAAGCUGUGAUUGAGUCAAACUGUAGAGGGCGGUAUAAUUCACCUCAGCACUCAUUCUGACCAUUCUGCUGGAAAUUAGUCAAAGAAGAAGAAGACGCGGAAAGGAGCGACGGUAAAUCAAUCAACCGGCUGUAAAGAGGCAGCAGAGAUCUUUUCUACAUUUUUCCAGUUGACCAAAGAAAUGGUGAUGGAGAAGCCGAGUGCGCAGCUGGUCGGGCUAGAGUUUGUCCGACAGUAUUACACACUCCUGAACCAGGCUCCUGACUACCUGCACAGGUUUUAUGUGCAGAACUCCUCGUACGUGCACGGCGGCCUGGACAGCAACGGCAAACCGGUCGACGCCGUUUACGGACAAUCUGAGAUCCAUAAGAGGGUGAUGGCUCUGAGUUUCCGCGACUGUCACGCAAAGAUCCGACACGUGGACGCUCACGCCACCCUGAGCGAGGGCGUGGUGGUGCAGGUGAUGGGCGAGCUGUCCAACAACAUGCAGCCCAUGAGGAAGUUCAUGCAGACGUUUGUUCUGGCGCCCGAGCACGGCAGUGACGAGAACAAGUUCUACGUCCACAACGACGUGUUUCGUUACCAAGACGAGGUGUUCGGCGACUCUGACUCUGAGCCUCCAGAAGAGUCUGAAGAUGAGGUGGAGGAGAUCGAGGAGAGCGCUCCCUCUGCUCCCUUCUACGACCCGACAGCUCGCUCAGAGCCGGCUGUUCCUGAUGACGAGGAGGAAGCGGCAGAACCUGAGGCGGCAGAGGAGGUCCAGGCUGUGGCUGUGGAGCUGGAGAUGCAAACAGCCGGCGACCAGACUGAGAAAAGCUCCGCCUCCGUCCCAUUGACCAGGAAAGCUGCCUCUGUGCCCGCUGAACCCGCUCCAGAACAAAACAGGCCAGUCUCCUGGGCAACAGUCGCCAGUAAAAAUCUCCCUCCCAAAGGGGCUGGCUCAGUCUCGAGAAUCCCCCCACUUGUUGUCAAAUCCUCUCCCACAGCACUGCCGCGGGCAGAAGUGAAGCCAGAGUCUCAGACGGCCACACAGAGACCACAGAGAGACCAGCGGCCGAGGGAACAGAGGCCUGGAGGAGGUCCUCCAUCGGUGCACAGAGGACCCAGACCAGUGCGUGAAGGUGAGCAUGGCGAGCCUGAGGGUCGCCGGGUGGUCAGGUAUCCUGACACCCACCAGCUGUUUGUGGGCAACGUUCCGCACGAUUUGGACAAGAGCGAACUAAGGGAGUUUUUUGAACAGUUUGGUACAGUCCUGGAGCUGAGGAUCAACAACGGAGGAAAACUACCAAACUUUGCCUUUGUGGUUUUUGACAACUCUGAACCGGUUCAGAAAAUCCUCAGCAACCGGCCCAUCAAGUUCAGAGGCAACAUCCGACUUAACGUGGAGGAGAAGAAGACUCAUUUAGUCAGGGACGGUGACCAGCGGGACACAAGGUAUCGGGGUUCAGGUGGUCCCAGCGGUGAUGGUCGUGGAGGACUGACUACCCGAGCAGUGCGAGAAGGUGAGCAGGGCGAGGCCGAGGGUCGCAGGGGGGUCAGGUAUCCCGACGCUCACCAGCUGUUUGUGGGCAACGUCCCGCACGACGUCGAGAAGAACGAACUCAGGGAGUUCUUUGAACAGUUUGGUACGGUCCUUGAGCUGAGGAUCAACAGUGGAGGAAAACUGCCAAACUUUGGUUUUGUGGUGUUUGACGACUCUGAAACUGUCGAGGAAAUCCUCAACAACAGGCCCAUCAGGUUCAGAGGCAACAUCCGACUUAACGUGGAGGAGAAGAAGACCCACUUGCCCAGAGAGGGCGAACGGCGUGACGCGAGGCCCCGGGGUCCUGGAAGCCCCAGCAGCCCCAAGGAGCGAAUAGGAGGGGGCGGAGCCAAACCCAGCUUUAGCUCCAGUGAUGGCCGCUACUCUGCCCAGCGUCAGUGAGACACUCUGGGUUUAGAUUAUACCGUUUAAAUUGAUAAUUUGGUCCAAAAACCCUUUAAUUGGGAGCAGAAUUAGUAGGAAUUGUUGAUUUUAAGUUGGAGCCGUCAAUAGACUCACUUCCUGCUUGUUCUUGGUUUUAAAAAGUGUAUGAAAAUUAGGUUUUAAAUUAUGUAGCUUCAUUCUCUGCACUGAGACAGUGGGGGCGUGGCCUCUACAGUCAUUGCUAACACACUUGCACUAUUCUGGUCUACCUGCCCAAGUGGAGACCGCGACGUCACGGUUCGUCAGUGUUUGUACAAAAUAUUAAUGUUUAAACGCUCAAUUACAUGUAAAGAAGCAAUAUUUUCAGCAUUUUUUUGGCAGUUUAACGACAUAUUGUAUAUAAAGAGAAAGGUGGUUUAGUUACAGUCCUGCUCUCUGUCUCCCUCUGUCUGUAUCAGUGGUAGUGCAGCCUCUUUCUGUUUUCCUCUACUUCAUUUCCCCAUAUCUAUUUCCUAUCUAUUUUUAGCCAGCGAGGACACAGGAGCUGCUGGUCUACUGCUGCCUCGUGUGGUCAGUUUGUGUAAAUCUUUUUAAAACACUGAAGUCGACACGUGAACUUACUGAUGGAGGCAGCAGUGUUCUUAACACUUUCUGUGUCCUGUGACGUAAAAUCAAUCAUGGUGUAACUUCAGUUUCCGUCACACUAACACUAGUUUUUAUCAUGUUGUGUUUCAGUUGUGGGUACAAUGUUGUUACUUGUGUCAUUGUUACCAUUUUGUUCUAAUAUCAGCAAGUAAAAAUCUUUAUUUCUACAAAUAUGGUGAAUGAUAUUUUUGUACAGUUUCACUCAGUAAACCUCAAUGGAUUCUGGUUU